AUGUCAUCCCCAACCCCUCAGAUCCUAAAAACAACAUCCAAAAGACCCCGUCCAAACCCCGCCCGAUCCAGACCACACAGCAACCUGUUUACAAUCGACACCAUAAGCACCGUCCUCUCCAAAUCCCUCUUGAACCCAUUCAUAGCCUGGAUCCUCGUCCUCUGCCUACGCGCACAGGUAACUCCGGUAACAGACCUAGCCUGGAUUUUGACUGUGGGCUAUGCAAUUGUAUUGACGGUGUUCUUCAUCGGGAGGACGGUCAAUCUGCGCGUCGCGGACGGUGUCCCGCGCACAGUGGAUUUCGAUAAUGAGGUUGUGGUUAUUACGGGCGGGGCGAGUGGGCUGGGUUUGUUGAUUGCGCAGAUGUACGGUAUGCGGGGGGCGAGUGUUGCUGUGUUGGAUAUCAAGGAUGUUCCGGAGGAUACUCGGGAUGAGGUGUUUGGGGAGGGGGUCUUGUAUAUCUCGUGUGAUGUUGGGGAUAGGGGGGCAUUAGAAUCUGCGAGGGAGUUGAUUUUACAGAAGCUGGGAACACCGACCAUCAUUAUCAAUUGUGCCGCUGCCAGUAUCCACGGCCUCUCGCUGCUUGAUUUGCCGGCGGAUGCAUUCGAGAAAACCAUCCGCACGAACCUCAUGGCAGCGUUCCAUCUGUAUCAAGUCUUUCUGCCUGGAAUCAUCGCGACAGAGACUGGAGGAACGCUUGUCACGGUCAGCUCGGUGCUGGGUCAACUGGCUGCUGCAGGCCUAUCAGACUACGCAGCAAGCAAAGCUGGACUGAGCGCGCUGCACCGGACGAUAGAAGCCGAGACCCGGGUUUACCCGUCGAUCAAGACAUUAUUGGUGGAAGUAGGGCAGAUGUCAACGCCGCUGUUCGACUGGGUACGCGCGCCAAAUCAGUUCUUUGCGCCGGUUUUGGAACCUGUGGAUGUUGCCCGUGGGAUGGUGGCAGCGAUUGAUAACGGUCGAGGUGGCGUAAUUCGAUUACCACUCUAUGCAACGUUCGUGAAUUGGUACGCCGUGCUACCCGCUGCAGUGCAGCGGAUUGCGAGGUAUCUGAGUGGAAUAGAUGGCGCUGUGACUCAAAGUCAACAGGCAUCUCGGAAGGCAGAUUGA
Messenger RNA from Penicillium bovifimosum, 1110 nucleotides. RefSeq lists its product as uncharacterized. Gene Ontology annotation, molecular function: oxidoreductase activity, acting on the CH-OH group of donors, NAD or NADP as acceptor. NCBI's taxonomy places the organism in Eukaryota, Fungi, Ascomycota, Eurotiomycetes, Eurotiales, Aspergillaceae. The transcript is spliced from 2 exons. The record is from RefSeq and is a predicted model, not a curated record. Bases 1 to 1110 code for a protein of 369 amino acids.